UGUCCCUACCGUUAGAAACGAGGGGGGAGAAAUGUCCCUGCUCACAAGGUAGUUGAGCAGGUGGUUAUCCAUACCGGGGUCUCUUCAAAGUGCUUGACGAUGAAUCCCAGCGUCAACGACCAGGCACAGAAGUAUUCCGAUAAACUCAGUGCCAUCAACAACGUCGACCCUUACGAGCUACCAGAUUCUGCAUGGGGUAAAGACCUGGACGCUCUACCACCAUAUUCCUAUGGAGACUUUUACGAAUAUCUCCUGUAUAAACUACGCUGUGUCACCAAAGAAGAGAUGAGGAGCAGCUUCAAGUCAAGGGAUGGCUGGAGCCAGUUCCGUAACGGCUGGGUAAAAGACAUCCACAUUUACAAGCCUGAAAACUGUGAGAACACUGUCGUCCUUGCGAAGGUCAUCCACCCACAGCAACAGAGCUAUGGCCACAACAACAGCGGCAGUAGCAGCAGUGGCGGAAGCAGCAACAGCGGUGGAAGUCUGCCUCCUCCUGCCACACCCUGGGCAAUACUCGCCCCGUCGGGAGCCGUGUGCACCGCCCACUGCACAUGCAUGGCCGACGCUGCCGAGCAGACCUGUGGUCAUGUGGAGGCACUCCUGCUCAAGACGGAGGAGGCCCUGCGCACCAAAGACGAGGAACCAGUGGAAAUGGCCAGGUUGUUUGGUUGCACAUCAGCGCAUGCAGCUCAACGCAAUGGUGAUGAUGAUGAUGAUGAGGACGAUGAUGAUGAGGAUUAUGAAGAUGAUGAAGAUGAAUAUGAUGACGAAGAUGGUUAUUACGGGAAUUACAUCGAUUACGACUACUAUCCCGAAGAUUAUGACGAAGUCACCGACGACAUCAACAAGCUACCUGGUAUGAUGGUAAGAGUCCGGGGGCAGAGAACGAGGCAGCUCUGCUUGUACACGGUAGUGGAGGAGGUUAACCCCGAAACCGGAGUCUCUUCCAAGUCCCUGAGAAUGACCGACGAUUUCACCAACACCGAUCCGGCGGAGGAGAUAGCCAGAAAGAAGGCAAGCGUCGUCGCCAAUCAUCAGCAGCACGCGGAGAAACUCGCCGCCAUGAACAACGUUGACAAGCUGCCAGAAUCGGUGUGGCGCAAAGACCGACUGAGGGCUCUGCCGCCGACCACCAUCGACCACCUGUACGAGUACCUUGUGAAGCGCGUCGGCUACGUCACCAGGACAGACUUCAUGAGGUACAAGGAUCUGAUGCCUUUCAAGCAGUACUGUGAGGGCUACGUAAAGAACCUGCACAUCUAUCGGCCUGAAAAUUGUGAGAACACGGUCGUCCUUGCAAAGUUCAUCUACCCCAAGAGCCCCGAGCAACCCAUGACACCGUGGAUCAUCCUGGAGCCCUCGGGACGCGUCUCUUCCUCCCACUGCACGUGCCAGGGCGACUCCUGCACCCACGUGGAGGCGCUCCUCUUCAAGACCCAGGACUCCGUACUCAUGAGGCAGAAGGAGUCCGCCACCAACGCCCUCUGGUUCAUACCUGGCAACGUAGGGUACGAGGUCAAACCCAAGCGCCUUAGCGAGAUUGACUUCUCAGGCGACUAUGGCGACAGCGAUGAUGAUGAAUAUGGUCAUGAUGAUAACGAUGAUGAAGAUGGUUAUGAGACUGUAGAAGACAAUGAUGAUGAUGAUGAGUAUGCAGAUGAUGGUGGUGCUGGAGAUGCAAGCAACACUAGAAGAAAGAUGCUGAGCCCCCCCACGGAGGAGGAAAAAAGAGCAGUUGUUCAAGAGCUUGUACGAACUGGGCCUCCAAACGGGUGAGUUUGCGGUCUGUCUCAGCACCCAUCCCAAGUAUUACAAGGUGUUCUGUGACCAGCCCCUGUCCCCCGACGCCCCAUCCCCCACUCAGAGUGAUUCUGAUUAAGAUGUGUUAAGAUUUAAACAAAAAAAGGUGUUCUGUGACGCCAACAACCGCAGCCAUCCCCACCUACCCACGGCCAAUUCCCCUCAAUGAGUGAAACAAAAUCCCAUCCCACUCUAGAAGCAUACCCCCAAUCCCACUGAGAAACCAUUCGUUUUACAUGCUACAUUCUG
This is a messenger RNA of Engraulis encrasicolus (European anchovy), 2049 nucleotides long. RefSeq lists its product as uncharacterized. NCBI's taxonomy places the organism in Eukaryota, Metazoa, Chordata, Actinopteri, Clupeiformes, Engraulidae. The record is from RefSeq and is a predicted model, not a curated record. The coding region runs from base 100 to 1776 and encodes 558 amino acids. The transcript is spliced from 5 exons. Gene Ontology annotation, molecular function: zinc ion binding.